AUGGCAGAGAAGGGCGUGAAGGUGUUCGGCAUGUGGGCCAGCCCGAUAGCCAUCCGGGUGGAGUGGGCGCUCCGGCUGAAGGGCGUCGAGUACGAGUACAUCGACGAGGACCUCACCGACAAGAGCGACGCACUGCUCCGGUACAACCCGGUGACCAAGAAGGUGCCCGUUCUGGUCCACGAUGGCAAGCCGAUCGCCGAGUCGACCAUAAUUGUCGAGUACAUCGACGAGACCUGGAAGGACGGCUACCCCAUCAUGCCGGCCGACCCCUACGAGCGUGCUCAGGCGAGGUUCUGGGCCAGGUUCGCCGAAGAGAAGUCCUGGAUGCAACAGACGAUUCUAAUGGCAGGACUGGAUAUGUACACUCUCCAGUGCAACCCUGCUCUGUACCCGGCCUUCACCACUACCGGCGAGGCGCAGCACAAGGUGGUUCAGGAGGCCCAGCAAUGCCUGAAGACCCUGGAAACGGCCCUGGAUGGGAAGAAGUUCUUCGGCGGCGACGCCGUGGGCUACCUCGACGUCGUGGUCGGGUGGUACGCGCACUGGCUCCCUGUCAUCGAGGAGGUUUCCGGCGCCAGCGUCGUCACCGACGAGGACCUGCCCCUGCUGAAGGCCUGGUUCGACCGGUUCCUCGCCGUCGACGUGGUGAAGGCGACCCUGCCCGCCAGGGACAGGCUCCUCGCGUUCAACAAGGCCCGCCGUGAGCAGCUCCUCUCCGCGUAG
Molecule: messenger RNA, 723 nt
Organism: Phragmites australis (common reed)
Lineage: Eukaryota; Viridiplantae; Streptophyta; Magnoliopsida; Poales; Poaceae
Product: glutathione transferase GST 23-like
Exons: 2
Coding region: 1-723 (240 amino acids)
Biological process (GO): glutathione metabolic process
Cellular component (GO): cytoplasm
Molecular function (GO): glutathione transferase activity
Source: RefSeq, a predicted model, not a curated record